Messenger RNA from Musa acuminata AAA Group (dessert banana), 954 nucleotides. RefSeq lists its product as uncharacterized. The record is from RefSeq and is a predicted model, not a curated record. The transcript has a single exon. Lineage: Eukaryota; Viridiplantae; Streptophyta; Magnoliopsida; Zingiberales; Musaceae. Bases 1 to 954 code for a protein of 317 amino acids.
AUGGGCUUCAGCUCCAAGGCCAUGGCAGUCUCCUCCGCCCCCCUUAGCGUCUCCCGAAUCCUCUGGGAGUCCCUCCACCUCCCCAUCAAGUCUGGUCAACUCCUCUUUCCCCUCAUCCUCUUCUCCCUCCUCUCCUCUUCCCUCUUCUUUUACUGCUUCUACUCCAUCGCCCCAAUCCCCCUCGAUUUAGUCUCCAAGAUCUCAAUCCUCAUCAAGGAAACAAAGCACCGCCCUCCCAACCUCCUCCUUGACAUUGAGAGGGACCUCAAAGACUUCGCUGGCCUGGCAUCUGUGAUCACUCUCUUCUUCUUCUUCUGCUACUUGUUCCUUGCGCUGGCCACCCUGUACACCUUUGCCAUGGCUCACAUCGACAUUGACUUGACGCCUAAUGACCUCCUCCUCCGGAUCUCUCGCCGCUGGUACCAAACUAUGAUCACAAGGUUCUAUAUAGUCCUCCUCACCAUCGGCAUCGGGAUCCUGUCUUCGCUCGGUGUUGCCACCGUCUUGUUGGAGGCCGAUGUCUCAAGACCUGUCUUCAGAUUUGGCGUGAGCUUGGCGAUCCUCUCAUUUAUUCUGUAUCUUUAUCUGUCGACCCGAUGGUCGAUGAGUCUGGCGAUCACCGCCGUGGAGGAGACGUGGGGGAUCGGCGCGCUGUCCUGGUCCGUGGAGCUCUACAUAGGCAACAAGAAGCGAGGGAUGGUUCUCACCCUCAUGCUGUUGGUCGUCAAGGUGGCGAUCUACGGCGCAUUUGCUGCGGUCAUCAUGGCUUCAUGGCCGCCUCGGUCGAAGGAGACGCCAAUGGGGAUCGGAUGCAUCAUCGCGGCCGUGAACGGGCUGUGGGACCUGUACUCCAUGGCCGUGUACACCGUGUUCUACUACGAGUGCAGGAAGAGCCAUGGAUUGGACUGCGCUGGCUUCUCUGUUGCUCCUGUGAGAGUCAACGCACUGCAAUGA